Molecule: messenger RNA, 1519 nt
Organism: Synchiropus splendidus (mandarinfish)
Lineage: Eukaryota; Metazoa; Chordata; Actinopteri; Syngnathiformes; Callionymidae
Product: HLA class II histocompatibility antigen, DR beta 5 chain-like
Exons: 5
Coding region: 542-1153 (203 amino acids)
Biological process (GO): immunoglobulin production involved in immunoglobulin-mediated immune response; immune response; peptide antigen assembly with MHC class II protein complex
Cellular component (GO): MHC class II protein complex; membrane
Molecular function (GO): MHC class II protein complex binding
Source: RefSeq, a predicted model, not a curated record
CAGGUCACAUCAGCAUCCAAGCUGGCUAGCGACAACAUUAGCCUCUAAAAUAGCCAAGUAGCAGCGCACAAUUGUGUCAGAGAACAUUCACGAUGUUUUACCUUCAGCGUCCUUGUCCCCCGACAAGGUUUUAGAGGCAGCUUUUGAGACCAGAUAUCCGACAAACAGAAGAAAGGCAGUGGACGGAACCCUGUCCACAGCCCGCAUCAUUGCAGAUGUGUGGCUCAACGUUUAUCAAAACUCAACCGUUCUUAGUCUUUCAAAAACUCAUUCGCCGUUUAUUCCAAAAAGAAGUCGACGAUCCAUAAUUCCACUUCCAUGCCGUUAUCUUUCCGGUUCUUACAUCCCCAACCCGGGAACGACUUGAUUCGUUUUUCCACGAUUGUCCGGGGUCAGUAGGAAGACAGCCCUGCGCCUCAGAGCCACAUGCCCCACAAUAGAGCACCAACAGGCGGCUAACUCCAAACGCACUACCGUUGACAUCGAAGGAUAUCCAGCGCCUCUUGUCGGUUUACUGUACAGUCAUCAUCCUGUUUACGUGAUGGAGGUUAUCGUCAACAAGGCCCUUAUUCUUGAAUAUAAUAGCACAUUGGAAAAAUGUGUUGGCUAUACAAAACUGGGAAAACUGACGGCGGAAAUCCUCAACCACAACCAACACUUCAUCAACGACGAAAAAAGGAAUGCAGCCAUAUGCAGAUAUUUCCCUGAAUUUUACGACACAAUAAUGCAAACAGUUGAGCCCAGAGCUUGGGUCCAUUCAGUUGAGGCCAAAAAUGGGAAACAUGCAGCAAUGCUUGUCUGCAGUGUGAACAACUUUUAUCCCAAAGAAAUCAAAGUGAUGUGGCUGAGAAAUGGGAAAAACGUCACGUCUGGGGUAACAAACACAGAUGUCUUGGCUGAUGGAAACUGGCUUUAUCAGAUCCACUCUUUCUUGGAGUACACGCCAAAACCUGGAGAAACAAUCACCUGUGUGGUGGACCAUGCCAGUCUUGAUCAGCCGAUGCUUAAGAACUGGGAGCGCUUUUCUGAGCCAGAGAAGAUCAAGAUUGCUGUGGGGUCCUUUGCAAUUCUGAUGGGACUCGGCAUUUUUCUUGCGGGCCUGAUUUAUUACAAAAAUAAGACAGGAAGAACCUUGGUGCCGACCCAAAUGUGAAUCAUCUGUUCUCCACCAGGAACAAAGCAUGAGGAAUAUAAAUAAAUUGUUCCACAUUUCUUUCACUAUUUUUUCAACAAUACCUGUAUAUCCUGAUUACCAGCUGUUAGUUUAAACAGUCUUUGUUGAUGAUCCUGUAACAGUUAAUUUCUGGCUCUAAACAUGACCAACAUGCUAUUGUAUAUGUUCUAUUGAAAAUGUUUCCAUUGAGCAAUAAAUAAUGGCAGUCAAUCAAUCGAAUUUAAUACAUUAAUGAGUUAAAUCAUACAAUCGUACAAUUGUCUUUAAUGUGUCCUGUUUGUCUUUAAUGACUUUUCACUCCUCACUUUGGGACUAAUAAAGGUGAUUUAAUCUAAACUAUUCUAA